UAUAAAAACAGCCCUAAGAGAGUUGAGAGCCUGAAGAUCAAUCCCGCUCGCCACAGUGCUCCUGCUGGGAGCACGUGGUAUCUAUCCCUCGGCUUGUUCCAGGAGAGGCUCUUCCACUGAGUGAGAAAAAAGGAAAAUCUGUGAACUGCCUACCCGGAGACAGCUUUCCCGAUCAUGCCAGCCCAGAGUUUUAGUGCAGCUGGGGCCACCGUGCUUAUCCUUUUCUUAAAGGUGCAAACCUCUGUACCAGCACCACUUAAUGGAUCAAAGUGGACCUAUGGUGGUGAUGAUGGGGAGAAAGCCUGGCCAAAGUCUUUCCCUUCCUGUGGAGGAAUGUUCCAGUCUCCCAUAGAUUUUCACAGUGACAUCCUUCAAUACGAUUCUACUCUCUCAUCAUUAGUGUUAGAAGGUUACAAUAUAUCUUCCAAUGAGGAGUUUUCUCUGACUAAUAACGGACAUUCAGUGAAAUUAGAACUGCCUGCAAAUAUGUACAUUAAAGGCCUGGGUCCCAAAUACAGAGCAACAGAAAUUCACCUCCAUUGGGGCAAUCAAAAUAACCCCCAUGGCUCUGAGCACACAGUUGAGGGAAAGCAUUUUGCAGCUGAGUUACAUAUUGUCCAUUAUAACUCAGACAAAUACCCUGAUAUAUCCACAGCCAAGGACAAAUCAGAAGGACUAGCUGUUCUGGCUGUUCUUAUUGAGAUAGGUUCCUUCAAUCCUUCCUUUGACAAGAUCUUCAGCCACCUUCAGGAUGUUAAAUACAAAGAUCAGAAAGUUAAAAUUCCAAGUUUUAAUAUUCAAGACCUUCUUCCUCCGAAUUUAGAUGAAUAUUACCGCUACCAAGGAUCUCUGACCACUCCUCCUUGUUUCCCCACUGUGCUCUGGACAGUCUUCCGAAAUCCUGUUCAAAUCUCCCAGGAACAGCUUCUGGCUCUGGAGACAGCUCUGUAUUGCACCCAUAUAGAUGAUCCCUCACCUCUGGAAAUGAUCAACAAUUUCCGAAGAGUGCAAAAGUUUGAUGAAAGGCUUGUACGUGUCUCCUUCCACCAAGAGCAAGACUUUUCCUACGCAGGACUGAGUAUGGGAGUCAUCCUCUCUGUGGCAAUAGCUGGUGUUUUAGGUGUUUCGGUCAUCCUUGCACUAUCAAUUUGGCUUCUCCGACGAAAGAAGAGCAAGAAAGAAGAAAACAAAGGAGUGAUUUACAAACCUGCUGUCAAGAAGGAGGCUGAUAUCAAUCCCUGAGAACUCUCGACCUCCUUUGAGUCCCUCAUCCAAGGAAAGCUCCUUUGCCUGGGACAAUCUGGAGCCACCAGGCGUUCUCCAGAGCACACCAACCCAACACUCCCACUGGUCUUGUUAUUUUUAUUUGACUUAGGUCAUCCCCUUAUGUUUUUCAUUCUUUGUACCUUCAAUAGGAAGAGUUUUCCUAUCAGGAAGAACGAAUGCUGAGCCAUUUGGUCACUCAAGGCAAGACACUGAAAUGAUCUGGAUUCUCAGGAGCAGAGCUGGUUAGCUAGAUUAGCCCAACCACGUUCUGCUAAGGAAUCUCUCCAAUACCUUAAGGAUAAUUGUAUAGGGUCACUAGGCCAUGUAUCAAGGACUUACAUAUCAUGCUAUGCUCUUGCCAUCUAUUUUUAAAAAUAGAAUAAUAAUAGAGUAAUUAGAUUUUCUCUCUCUCUCUCUCUCUCUCUCUCUCUCUCUCUCUCUCUCUCUCUUUUUACUACCUUUCCCCUUAAUUACCUGCAUAGAAUUCAAAAGUAUUAAAAUUAAAGUCCUAUAAAAGGCAGAAGAUAGAUCCAACCAUAAUCACUAACAACUCUCAUUUUCAUAACCUUUAAAUCUCACGACAAAGAAUGUAUUGUUAGGGAAUGUAUUUGUUCUUUAAAGCUCACUUGUAAGGUCUACAAGCCUCUUAUUAUCAUAGAUCUAGUCCCAUAUCAUAGACCUAGACCAUUUAGUUCCAUCCCCUAAUUUGACAGGUCAGGUAACUGAGGCCCAGGGAAAUGAAGUGAAUUGUACAAAGUUACCCAGGUAGUAAUAGUUUUUAGUAGGAUUGGAACUCAGGUCCUCUGACUUCAGAGCCAGUUCUUUUUCCCCUGUAUUUCUGCUAAGCUAAAAUGAAUGUUCACUUUCAAAGUUUGGUUUGUGGAAAUAAUUUUCCUUCUGGUUAGGAGAGUUGUCUUCCAAUUCACUCCUUUUAAACAAUGGCAAAACAUUUUCACGUAUUAUUGCAAAGAGAAGACCUGGGGCAAGAAAAGUUAUACACUCUUAUGCGAAAGGCAUUUAAAUCAGGGUUGAUCUUGGACGUUAAUGUCUGCAUACUAAUUAAUUGGAGAAUCUUGACUUUUCAGAGUGAAUCACUGAGUCAGAGAUGCUGAUCUUGGGUUUUGACAAUGAUGGUCAAGAUCUAAAUGCUUUUGUAUGUGGGAGGGGAGAGAUGAACUUGGGAUGGACAGUAGUAUUCAACCUAGAGAUUUUAGAUUGCUUGCAAAUUUUCAUGUAAAGUUCUGAGUAUUCAGUUACUUAAAGGCAUUUUCUAAGCUCCUAAAAACUAAAAAUUAGCUAAGUACAGCCCUACCCAGGAUGCUUUUUGGUAAGACAGUGAUGUUUUAUGUUUUUCAGAUUUAAGAAAUAGACAUAUACUUGGACUCUAGAAAGAGAUUAUUAGGAUAAUAGAAAGCUGGCAUCAGGUAGGAUGAUUGCUGUUUCGAUUUUGCAUCUGAUACAAAUAAGUUGUUGAGCCAGAGGAGUAAGUACCCCUCAGAUAACCCUCUAGGACUUCAGAGUGCUUGCAUUGGCAGAGGGUUUCCUCAACAUCAGUUUCUUACACUGAAAUCAAAUAUUCCGAACAAAACCAAAAACAAAAAGAAUUGUUCAAACAGCAGAACAGGGUAGAGGGAGAGGCUGUAAUGUACUAUUGCUGUUUUCCACACCAGAGCAGAAAUGAUAUCAGAGGAUACUGAAAUUAUCUUUGGAUCUUAAGGAAAAAGCAAAAGCAAAGAAUUGGUAGAUUUUUAUGACCACAGCCAGAUGUCAUAUGUCAUUUUGCUUUAGGGAGGGGAAGAUCUAUCUACAACAAACACAUCCAUCAGAAAUAUGAAUGUCCUUUGUAUUCAUGGACUACAGUCAGUUAAUACAUCUGUGAGCAUUUUCUUGAGUGUACCAACUAAAUAUAGUUAUUCCACUUCACAAAGUUCUUUCUGAAGGGCUUGUCCCCUCAUUUUUUUUUCCAUCAGAGUUUUAACAGUAACAGGAAUCUAGUUGCAGAAGCCUAUAUUUAGGAUAAUUCCCCACAUGGGCCCCUCACAUAUUUGAUUCCUAAGACUUCCUUUUUGCUGCUUCCUCCUCACUUGGCUGCCUAUACAAAGCUGAAGGGGUUCUGCUGACCAGUAGGACUUCUUUCUAGGAAGACUCAGGAGUAAUUUCCCAUUCUCCACAGGGCUUGGACAUCUGAUCCCACUGAACAC
Molecule: messenger RNA, 3467 nt
Organism: Sarcophilus harrisii (Tasmanian devil)
Lineage: Eukaryota; Metazoa; Chordata; Mammalia; Dasyuromorphia; Dasyuridae
Gene: CA12
Product: carbonic anhydrase 12
Exons: 11
Coding region: 175-1242 (355 amino acids)
Cellular component (GO): plasma membrane
Molecular function (GO): zinc ion binding; carbonate dehydratase activity
Source: RefSeq, a predicted model, not a curated record